Molecule: messenger RNA, 3381 nt
Organism: Phyllostomus discolor (pale spear-nosed bat)
Lineage: Eukaryota; Metazoa; Chordata; Mammalia; Chiroptera; Phyllostomidae
Gene: CCDC87
Product: coiled-coil domain containing 87
Exons: 1
Coding region: 196-2814 (872 amino acids)
Source: RefSeq, a predicted model, not a curated record
CGUUAGCCAGGCUUUGCCCCGCCCCCUGGUGCGCGCGCACGCAAGGCCUUGCCCUCCUUCGCCCCGCCCGCGUCAACAAAGGUCUGCGUUUGGCGUGCCCUGGCAGCGCAGGCGCACUCUGGCCAUUUGGUCCUUGGUUCCCUUAGUAACCGCUCGGCCGCCUCGGGUCUUACAACGGGCUCCGCCAGCGCUAAAAUGGAGCCUUUUAAACCAGAACCCGAGCUCCAGCAGUGUUACCACCGGUUGCUGCGUCCGCUGUCGCUCUUCCCCAGCAGAACGACAGGCUCACAGUCUCAGAAGCGCCUCCUGCAGGAGGUCCCGAUGCUACCGUCCCUGCCCGUCUCGCGGCUGACGGUGGCGUCGCUGUGCCGCCAGGUGGCCAAGCGGCUGGCCAGCUGUGGGCUGGAGGAGCAGAUGCCUCCUGAGGGCCGACAGCGUUUCACAGAGGUCAUUUUGGACGAGCUGAAGUGCAGCUGGCGGGAGCCUCCCGCUGAGCCUAGUCUGAGCCACCUGAACAACCAGAGGCUGCGGAAGCGGCUCCUGGUUUACGUGCUGCUCAGCUGCGAGCGGCUCUUCUUAUGUUACCUGCACCUGCUGAAGACCAGGUCGACCUCCACUUAUGUCUACACUGAAUCAGCCACGCUCACCCGGCUGGCCGCCAGCCUCGCCAGGGACUGCACGGUGUUCCUCACCAGUCCCGAGGUCUACCGUGGCCUGCUCGCUGAUUUCCGUGCCCUGCUGAAAGUAGAGGAGGCCCAGGGCGGCAUAUUAAAACUGCGCUCCUUCAGCUCCCCUGGGGCUGUCAAACCACCUCCUCACAGCGCCCGCUUGCCCCAAAUGCCAUGCUGCCACCUCAACCUGAACUAUCUCAUCCAGCUCAGUCGCUCGCAAGAGUUUCUCGGAGAACCUGAACCCGACCCAGUGAAGGAACUGAAGUCCAUCCCCCAGCUGAAGAGGAGAAAGGCUCUCCCCUGGCUGUACGCCAUGCAAAAGAAGAAAGCCAGCUUCACUUCCUCACAGACCGAGUCGCAGCCUGGGGGCCCCGUAGCUCUCACCAGUGGGUCUCCCCUCACCUCCCAUUUGCUUCUCUACUCCCAGCUCCAGAAGAGCCAGUCCACGCCCUCUCUGCGUGAGGGCUGGACGCUAGCAGAUGAAUUGGGUCUUUCUUCCAUCUCCCCUCGUCCCGUAACCCCGUUGGUCCUGUUUGCAGAGAGCAAACCAGAGCUGGUGGGGGACAUGGUGGCCGAGGACCUGAAGCAGAUGAUGAAGAACAUGACAUUGGAGUGGACUCCCUACUCACCAGUAGAGUCAGGCAUGCCCCCACUCCUGGGGGCCCAGACCCACCACUCGGCUGCAACACAUCCCAUGGAAGAGCUCCAGAGAAUGUUGAAUGAGGAAGGAGAAACCUCUGGGCAGUGGGGUCCCCAGUCCUCCAAAUCCCCUCCACUCCAUCCACAGCCAGUGACUGUUACUCUGAAGCUAAGAAAUCAGGUGGUGGUCCAGGCAGCUGGUGUACAAGUCUCGGAGAGAAAGUUUUUGGAUUCCUUCCACGUUGAGGAGGCCGGAGCCCUAUACAACCACCUGGCUGGUGAACUGGACCCCCAUCUGAUCGAGAAAAUGGAUGUCGAUCGCUUUUUUGGUAAUAGCAUUAAGGAGGUCUACAAGGAGUUGAUGAGCAGUGUCUCUACUGACCACUUGUCUUUUGACCGGGGACCCCUGAUUGAGCCUGCAGCCAGUAAAGACUGGUCCAUGUUCCUGGUCUCAGCCUUUCUGCGUCAAGAACGGCAGUAUCACCUCAUCAACCCCAAGCUGGCUGGUCUUUUCUCCCACAGACCAAACACUUUACAGUCCAACCCCGAGAGGACGUCCUCCCUGCCAUCACUCCAAGCAGGCAAAGGCUGGGAGGUGCCAUCAAACAAGACCACAGCGGUGAACUGGUGGAAGGCCACCCUGUCUGCGGAUGACUAUUUCAAGUACCUCACCAACCAGGAGACAGACUUCCUCCAUGUCAUCUUCCAGAUGUAUGAAGAGGAGACUCCCGUGGAGAUCGUAGCCCCUGCCAGAGAGUCCCUGAAGAUUCAGCCCCCACCUCCGCUGCAAAAAGAUGAAGAGCCAGACUUCAUGCCAGGAGAGUGGGAUUGGAACACAGUGCUGGGGCACAGCCUAGAAACUAAGAGGCCCAACCUCCCGGGAGAACCCGUCAAAAUCCUCAGCCUGCAGAAGCGUCUGGAGCGGUUGUGGUCCAUGCUCGAGGUUCCCAGCAAGGACCGGUUGGACAUGGCCAUCAAGUACAGCUCCAAUGCCCGUCUGAGGCAGCUGCCUUCAUUGGUGAGCGCCUGGGAGCAGACCCUGCAGCCCAUUCAGCGGCGGGAGAUGUGGCUGGGGAAACUGGAGUGGUUUGAGCGGCAGGCUUCCGACCCCAACCGUUUCUUCCAAAAGACUGACUCGGAACUGAGUCGCUUCCUGGAGGAAAAUCACAUCCGCGACCAUCUACACAGGAAGCUCAAUCUAAUGGAGGCCCCUUUGGUUUCGCUCCUGAAGGAGGUCGAAUUAAUCUUUGGUGAGCCAGUGACCUUCAAGGGCAGGCCUUACCUGGACAAGAUGAAGCGUGACAAAGUGGAGAUGCUCUACUGGCUGCAGCAGCGGCGGCGGGUGCACCACCUGGUCCGGGCGUGGAAGGCCUCCCACCAGUCAGCCAGGAUGAGGAGGCGCGGCAGCCCACCGUUAAUAGCCCCUGGGAAUAGUCCCAGGCCAAGUGCCUUCAAAUCCCUCCCUCGCCCCCCAACACCCCGAGGCUCCACCCAGACCUCUUGACGGCUUUGCAAGAAGAAAUAUCUGGGAGCGCAGGCUUCAGGAACACUGCGCUUCCCGCUACCGAGGGACUGAGACUAACACUUUAUUUUGACCGUGCCGUUCUCAUCAGAGUCCCCAAGACCAGUGUGCCCAUUUAUGUCAAACUGAGCACAAUGCACCCAAAAUCGCAUGUUUCAAAAGAACCGAGACCAUUGCUUGGAGUUCAUUGUAAGGAGAAAUAUCAGACAGAGCCAAACUGCCACCUUUGGAAAGCCUCGGCAUGUCUCUCACACUGCAUUAAACCGGCUGAUGGAGAUCCAAAUCAAACGGCUCUGUGACGUGAUGGUUAGGGGCUGGGGCUCUGGAGUGAGUAAAUCUGAGUUCAAACCCCGGCUGUGUAACCUUGGCCACAUUACUCACCCUCUCUGCACCUGGACCAUCAUAUGUCAGGUGAGGGGUCGAGUCUAGGUUGUCACUUCUUCUAGUUCUAGCAUAAAAAUGUGAUUGAUUUUUUCUUACCAGUUAAUGCAAGCACAUGAUACAAAGCACAUGGUACAAAGCACACAAUGGUUUGUCCUGAAAAGUCAG